Messenger RNA from Trypanosoma theileri, 2031 nucleotides. RefSeq lists its product as uncharacterized. Lineage: Eukaryota; Euglenozoa; Kinetoplastea; Trypanosomatida; Trypanosomatidae. The coding region runs from base 1 to 2031 and encodes 676 amino acids. The record is from RefSeq and is a predicted model, not a curated record. The transcript has a single exon.
AUGAAUGUGUUAAAUUCUCAUACUGAGAAUGGCGCUUCAUUUGAUCCAUUUGACGGUGUUGAAAAGGAUGAGGCAACUCUAGUGAAAAUCAAGUGGUGGUCUGAUCAUGUAGAGCAAGAGUUAGAUUCACACCGAAGUCCUUUUGUAGCUUCUGAAAUACUUUUGAAACAAUUAAAAGGAUAUGGGGUAUCUGAAGAAAUCAGAGAAGAACUUCUUCUUGCGACAGUUUUACCUGUACUUCAUCGCUGUGCUUCUGUUUUGGGAAUGUAUGGAGAACUUCUCGUAAAAGCACUACAUGAGAUUCUCCCAGCAGUAAUGUUCACAAGGACUCAAACCCUAAAUAAUGGUGAGGUUAUUCAACGAAGAUCAUAUGCAGAGUGUUUUGCUCGUAUUUUACAAAAAUAUAAUUACCACAUUGCGCUGGCAUCUUCUCUUCAGCAUCGUGCCUCUCUGGAAGAAGAAGUAAUGAUACGUGUAGUUCGUAAAUUGGAUAAUUUAUGGAAGAAGAUGUGUUUUAGAGCUUGGAGAGCACUUUGUAAUCUUGUAAAUGUAAGAAAAAAAGGGUUUCAACGGUUAGCAGCACGAGGUGCAGCGUUGCGUGUAGUUCCUAUGAUUAUUAAAAGAUGGCGUCGCUAUGCACAUGAAGUAACACUUAGAGAAAAACUUUCAAAACAUGGUGCAUUAGCGAAAGAGCUGGAAGAUUUGUAUUUACUUGAACAAGACACUAAAAGUCGUCAUGAGCGUAUACUUGAAGAAGUUCGUGAAAAAAAUCGUUUAUUAGAAACAACAAGGGAACGUUGUAUGGAAACUGAGAAUAAACUAAAGGUACUUGAAGAUAUUUUACGGGAGACCGAUUUAUCUCUGCAUGCUCAUUGGAAAAGUUGGAAUGAAACGGUUACAAAGAUAUUUUGCGACACCAAUGAGUCCCAACCUGCAGUGAUAGGUAAUCUUCGUAUGGAUGUACAAUCUACUACUCAAAAUAUAACAGAUACUGCUACGUUAUACUCGAAAGAAGCACAGAGACGUAAGUGGAAAAUAGACAAAGAUACGAUUUGUCAAUACAUCACUAAAGCAAAAUUGGGAGUUAUGGUGGAUGAUCGAAUGGGACCAGAUGAACUCAUUUCGAUGGUGUCAAGUGUCUGUAAACCGGUUGAACCACCAUUAAGGUUAGUUGACGCAGUUCGUGAUGAUCAACAAAAAUAUAUUCUAACUGUUAGGUUUCUCACUUGCAUUAAUGAUGGCGGUCAUUGCUCAUUGUUUUCACAUCAUCAUUUGAGAUCCCAUGACAACUUUCCUGUUGAUUCAUGUAAAGAACAUGGUAAAGAAAUGGUAGGGCAUGUUACAGCAGGUAUUGACUCACUUCAUCGAUGUUCAGAGACCAAUGGGACCUAUCUUAAUGCAAUACAAAAUUGUUUAGCUGCCGAAGAGCUUAAUCAGGUUCAUGAUUAUUUGGGUAGAGUAUAUUGUGAGCUUGCCGCAAGUGGACUUCCUUUAAAACGUGAAAAAAUUGAAAGUUGUGUUUCUGCAAUAGUUGAACCUCAAGAUCGUCAAGUGGUUCGUGCUUUAUACCCUUCACAGGGUAUUAAAUCCGUUUCGGAUAUGAUAAACUACCUAACAAAAGUUUCACAGUUGAAUUCUUGGACAAUUACUAGCCUUGUAGAACACAUAGAGAAUCACUAUGAUACUGAUCCUAAAGAAGAACUCUUUUCAGAGCUUUGUGAGGUUGAAGUUGUGAAAUACUUUAGUGAACAUGAAUCAGAUGUAUCUAGUAUUUUUGCAAAAUUUAAGGAGAAACGUUCUCCAACGUUUCUUUCAAAGGAAUUGAUGAAGAUAUUUUUGAUUCGAAAAUUUGCUUUUCUUAGUGAAGAGGUUGAAUCUUUAUUUCAGUUGGGUACAGUUCCCGGAAAGAUAAGCAAGAAUGAAUUCAAAAACUUCUUACUUAUACUUGCUGCAUUUAUUAAUCCGUCACCUUUUGUUUCAAAUGCGCAAAAACUUGCAAAUUUAAUUGAACAAUGUAUAGAAAAAGCAUGA